This is a messenger RNA of Trifolium pratense (red clover), 2025 nucleotides long. Its product is annotated as putative pentatricopeptide repeat-containing protein At1g12700, mitochondrial. The transcript has 2 exons. Lineage: Eukaryota; Viridiplantae; Streptophyta; Magnoliopsida; Fabales; Fabaceae. Gene Ontology annotation, molecular function: protein binding. The record is from RefSeq and is a predicted model, not a curated record. Bases 64 to 1713 code for a protein of 549 amino acids.
AUCCUUAUGCAUUUGAAAUUCAACUUUAUUUUGAAACAGUGAUUCACUACAAUCAGAACAACAAUGUCUUGUUCAAUGUUUCUGAGGUAUGUUCGUGUUUCUCUUUUCAUUCCUAAGUUCAGUCCUUUCCAAUUUCCAAACCCUACUUUUCUUCAUUCUUUUUUCUACUCAUCCUCAACUCAAUUUGAUGAUAUAGAUGCCAUUUCUUUGUUCAAUCACUUACUCCAUAAGAAUCCAACCCCACCCACCAUUGAAUUUGGAAGGAUUUUAGGUUCCAUUGUCAAGGCUAAGCAUUUCCACACUGCUAUUUCAUUUACUCAACAAAUGGAAUUUAGGAAUAUUAAACCUGACUUUGUAACUUCCAACCUCUUGAUCAAUUGUUUCUGUCAAUUGGGUCAUAUCAAUUUUGCUUUUUCUGUAUUGACCCGGAUUCUCAAGAGGGGUUUUAACCCGGAUGCCAUAACUUUGACCACACUCAUCAAGGGUUAUUGCCUCAAAGGUGAGAUCCAUAAAGCUUUGCACUUUCACGACAAGGUGGUAGCGCAGGGGUUCCAGUUGAACCAAGUUAGUUAUGGGACCUUAAUCAACGGGUUAUGUAAAGUAGGAGAAACAAGUGCAGCCUUGCAGUUGCUGAGACGAGUUGAUGGGAAACUGGUUCGACCUAAUGUGGUAAUGUACACUGCAAUUAUUGACAGUAUGUGCAAAGAUAAACUUGUUGAUGAUGCUUUUCAUUUAUAUUCUGAAAUGGUCGCUAAGAGAAUUUAUCCCAAUGUUUUUACUUACAAUGCUUUGAUUAAUGGCUUUUGCAUUGUUGGUAAAUUGAAAGAAGCAAUUGAUUUGUUUAAUACAAUGAUAUUGGAAAACAUCAACCCUGAUGUGUAUACCUUCAAUAUAUUGGUUGAUGCAUUUUGUAAGGAAGGAAAAGUGAAAGAAGCUAAUAAUGUGUUUGCUAUGAUGAUCAGAAAAGGUGUUAAACCUGAUGUUGUUAUUUAUAACUCUUUAAUGGAUGGAUAUUGCUUAGUUAAAGAAAUGAAAAAGGCCAACGGUAUAUUCAAUAUCAUGGCCCAAAGUGGAGUGACUCCUGAAGUUUGGAGCUAUAGUAUUAUGAUUAAUGGAUUUUGUAAAGUUAAAAUGGUGGAUGAAGCCUUAAAUCUCUUCAAAGAAAUGCAUUGUAGAAACAUUAUUCCUGAUGUGGUAACUUACAAUUCCCUUAUUGAUGGUUUGGGCAAAUCAGGGAGAAUCUCACAUGCUUUGAAGCUUGUCGAUGAGAUGCAUGAUAGAGGUCUACCACCUGAUAUAUUUACUUACAAUUCUAUAUUGGAUGCUUUAUGCAAAAACCAUCAUGUUGAAAAGGCUAUUGCAUUAUUAACAAAUGUUAAGGAUGAGGGCAUUCAACCAAAUAUGUACACGUAUACUAUUCUUAUUCACGGAUUGUGUAAAGUUGGAAGAGUAGAGGACGCGAGAAAUGUUUUUGAAGAUCUUUCAGUCAAAGGCUACAAUCUACAUGUUUAUACAUAUAAUGUUAUGGUCCAAGGGUUUUGCGACAAGGGCUUGUUUGAUGAAGCGUUGGCCUUGCUAUCAAAAAUGAAAGACAAUAGUUGCAUUCCAGACGCUGUAACUUAUGAAAUAAUUAUCCAUUCUCUGUUUCGUAAAGGUGAAAAUGAUAAAGCAGAGAAAUUUCUACGUGAAAUGAUCGCAAGAGGUCUACUGUAAGAUUGAAACUAGGGAACACAGCUUAUUGAUUAGCUCUUGAAUACUUGUAGGAAGCAUGAGUCUAGGAACACAGCUUAUUGAUUAGAUCUGGCUACAACAACUUUGAUAGCUUUUAUAUCAGGAAUUAGUAAUGUUGUAACAGAGAACCUUUUGGCUACUCUGGAAAGUGAAUUGGGACUGGGGGUUUAAGUGAAACUUCGACUUUGUGUUUUCGACCUUUUGCAUGGUAACUGACUAACUGUAUUGAUCACUUGUCCUUUAUAUGAAUUAGUUUACUGACCCAAAAUUAUAUGGUGUUUUGGUUAACUGUGU